AUGAGUGACAACAAGGAAGACAGUACAGUGGAUAACAGUAAUUCUACAGAAGAAGUACCACUUCCGACUAGGUUUGAAGUUGAACUGGAAUUUGUACAAUCAUUAGCGAAUAUACCAUAUGUCACAUAUCUUCUUACUCAGCAGCAACUAUUGUGGAAGGAUCCGAAGUUCAAAAACUAUCUGAAGUAUCUAGAAUAUUGGUGUGAACCACCUUAUGCACAAUGUAUAGUAUACCCUAACGCUUUAUUCAUUCUAAAACUUCUGAACGGCUUUAUGGAAAAAGCUACAGUAAAUGAAGAUGGUUUGCUUGAUGGACUGGAAGAUCUUCCAAAGGUUAUACAAUUACAGGGAAAUCAAUGGAUGAAUGAGAUGGUAGAGAGAUGGGCCAACUGA
This is a messenger RNA of Nakaseomyces glabratus, 393 nucleotides long. RefSeq names its product mediator complex subunit SOH1 (gene SOH1). Gene Ontology annotation, cellular component: core mediator complex; mediator complex. Gene Ontology annotation, molecular function: transcription coregulator activity. The record is from RefSeq and is a predicted model, not a curated record. Lineage: Eukaryota; Fungi; Ascomycota; Saccharomycetes; Saccharomycetales; Saccharomycetaceae. Gene Ontology annotation, biological process: regulation of transcription by RNA polymerase II.